UCGCGACUUGAGGCUCAAGGCAUACAUGCGCGCUGUUGCUAGGCCCAUCAACCUUCGAACUUCACGACUUUCCUUCCAGCCUUUUCCAUACGACUGAAUAUUAAUUUCUUGACGACGGCCUAUUUCAAGAAUAAUUAGUAAACCUUCCAAUUAAGCGCGCACUUCGCCAUCUUCCACUCAGAAUACAUCAGCUUUCUUGCCAAUGACCAAACGCAUCUACAGUCAAGUCAACACCUCGCAUCCGCCUUCCUACCUCUUUGCACUCCCUAGCGGGAGGUGCUUCACCAACACCAUAACUGGCUGAUCUGCCACUUCGAGAUGGCAGGGGAGAGAAACAUUGCGGCUCUUGCAGCCAAACUAGAAGACAGCAGUCUAGAUGUCAAACAGAAAGGCAACGUUGCUGUGGAAUUGCGUGACAAUGUCGAGGUCUGGUGUCAGUCUCCCCAGUACAAAGAAUUCCUCGAUACAUUCAUACCCGUGUUUUUCAAGAUAUUGGACAGCUCGCCGGUGUUCGUAAGCACUUCCCCAGAGCAGCGACUGCGGAACUGCGUUCUCGAGAUCCUGCGCCGACUACCCAUGACUCCGUCGGACAUAAUAGAGCCCUAUGCAGCCCCGAUAGUUGACAAGCUUAUGACUCUGGUAAAGGUGGAAAACGAAGAGAACGCUGUUCUAUGCAUGAAAUCGAUCAUGGAAUUCCAACGACAUCAAACGAAAGCGCUUGCAGAUCGAGUUCAACCGUUCUUAGACUUGAUCCAGGAGAUGUUCAAGACCAUGGAGUCAGUUGUCAAUGAAACGUUUGACAAUCCAAGUCCGGCGCCAGCUGUACCAUCAACUCCAGGGAAUCACCAGUAUUCACAAUCACCCCGACCGGGCUCGCCAGCAGCGUCGAUAGCAUCCUUGGCUUCCGAACUUCCUGGAGAACAGCAGCAGGCUCGACCGCUUUUGAAAGGAAUGCAGUCCUUCAAAGUACUCGCCGAGUGUCCGAUCAUUGUUGUCUCGCUCUUUCAAGCAUAUAGGUCUUGCGUGAACAAAAACGUACAGUUGUUUGUACCGCUGAUCAAGCAGGUGUUGAUGCUGCAAGCGAAACCUCAAGAGAAGGCACAUGCGGAGGCCAAGACGCAAGGCAAGACUUUCACCGGUGUCAGCAAAGACAUCAUGAAUCGAACUGCUUUCGGGGAGUUCAUCACAGCACAAGUGAAGACCAUGAGCUUCUUGGCUUAUCUGCUCAGGGUGUAUAGCAAACAACUGUCAGACUUCCUCCCUACGCUACCGGACAUCGUGGUGCGCCUCCUGAAAGAUUGCCCAAGGGAGAAAUCUGGGACUCGGAAAGAAUUGCUUGUGGCCAUUCGACACAUUAUCAAUUUCAACUUCAGGACAAUCUUCUUACAUAAGAUCGAUGAGCUUUUGGACGAGAGAACCUUGAUCGGUGAUGGAUUGACAGUUUAUGAAACUAUGCGACCCCUCGCAUAUAGUAUGCUUGCGGAUCUUAUUCAUCAUCUGCGCGAAUCAUUGUCUAAAGAGCAAAUCAGAAGGACAGUAGAAGUCUACACCAAGAAUCUUCAUGAUUCGUUCCCCGGGACCAGCUUUCAGACAAUGAGCGCUAAGCUUUUGCUGAACAUGGCGGAAUGCAUCGCGAAGCUUGAGCCUAAAGAGGAUGCCCGUUAUUUUCUCAUCAUGAUCCUCAAUGCGAUAGGAGACAAAUUCGCGGCCAUGAAUAGACAGUUUAAGAACGCGGUAAAGCUCUCUGCACAGUAUUCACAACCGUCCAUUGAUGCUAUGCCCGAAGAUCACAUGGCUGAGAAAGACCACCCUCCGGACUGGGAUGAGAUCGAUAUCUUUAGUGCUACGCCCAUCAAGACAUCGAAUCCUCGAGAGCGAAGUACAGAUCCAAUCGCCGACAACAAGUUCUUGUUCAAAAAUCUUCUACACGGACUCAAGAAUUUAUUCUACCAGCUUCGAGCAUGUAACCACCCGCGCGUCAAAGAGGAAAUGGAGAUGCAGAACCUUCCAGCGAAUUGGAAUGAGGUCUCUUAUGGCUACAAUGGUGAGGAGGUCAAAGUUCUCAUCAAGCUAUUUCAUGAAGGAGCUCUCGUGUUCAGAUACUAUGGUAUUGAUCGUGACAGUUCCGAGUUCCAACAACUCUCACCAAGCGAAUUACUCGGAAAUCAACACAUGAUGGCUGCGGAAAAGGAGGAGAAGGAACUGUUAGAGACUUUAGGUGCCGUCUUUCAUUACGUCGACCCAGCAACAUUCCACGAGAUCUUUCAUUCGGAAAUCCCUCACAUGUAUGAGAUGAUGUUUGAGCAUUCCGCGUUAAUGCACAUUCCUCAAUUUCUCCUAGCUAGCGAAGCUACGUCCUCAAGCUUUGCUGGCAUGCUGUUACAAUUUCUCAUUGAGAGAAUCGAUGAAGUGGGCACCCUGGACGUGAAGAAAGCUUCGAUCCUUCUACGUCUUUUCAAGCUAUCCUUCAUGGCGGUAACGUUGUUUCAUCAGGUGAAUGAGCCUGUACUUCUGCCGCACGUUAGUAAGAUCAUCACAAAGUCGAUCCAACUGUCGACUACCGCGGAAGAGCCUACCAACUAUUUUCUUCUACUGAGAUCUCUAUUCAGAAGCAUUGGUGGAGGGAGGUUUGAACACCUCUACAAAGAAAUCCUUCCCCUCCUUGAAAUGCUUCUGGAAGUCUUGAACAACCUGUUGAUGGCUGCUUCGAAACCUUCUGAGAGAGAUCUCUUCGUGGAACUGUCCCUCACCGUGCCCGCAAGGCUAAGCAACUUACUUCCACACUUAAGCUAUCUCAUGAGACCGCUUGUUGUAGCUCUUGGUGCCGGCUCUGAACUAGUGGGUCAAGGGCUUCGGACGCUUGAGCUAUGCGUGGAUAACCUCACAGCUGAUUAUCUUGACCCUAUCAUGGCACCAGUCAUUGACGAGUUGAUGGCAGCACUCUGGGAACACCUUAAACCAAAUCCAUACAGCCAUUUUCACGCUCAUACCACAAUGCGCAUACUUGGGAAGCUGGGUGGUCGUAACAGGAAGUUUUUGACAGAACCACCAACGCUAUCAUUCCAACCGUACACCGAUGACGAAGCGAGUUUCGACGUGCGUCUUAUUGGCUCGACAAAAGAUCGUGCCUUUCCUGCGGCGACUGGGACGAACCUAGCCAUUAGCAAACUAAUGGAACAGCCAAAAUUGCCCGCGGCGAAGAAAUCCGAUACUUUUCAUAAGAAGCAAGCCUAUCGCUUGAUAGUGGCGCAAACGAAGAUGCUACUUGGCCUUGAUUCACUGCCUGACGAUUUCGCCCAACGUAUCCGCCUCCAGGCAAACGAUGUGUAUGAGAAGAAAUGGGACCGAGAACAUGACCUGCUCGGCACUUCUCAUCGGGAUACUUCCCUCGCCAAGAAGGCCGUCCAGCAGGACACUUUGAAGCGACUUCUGAAAGCGUGCAUAUUCGCAAAUACUCUCCCAGAAAUCAGGGCCGAAGCAUCGUCGUUUCUACAGAGUCUUUGUCGACAUUUUGCACUUCUAGAGAAUGGAUGGGCGCUCGCUGGUGCGAACCAUGAUCACAAGCCUUUUGACCCUACCUGUGGUGAAGGCCCGAUAUACAUUGACAACCAGGCUAUCAUCGAAGCCAUCGGUGAAUCCCUUGCCUCUGAUUCGAAGCUGGUCAGGGAAACGGCGGAAGAAUGUGUAAUGUAUUUCAAGGAAGCUGCUGCGAUCAUAUUUGGAUCACCAGAUAAAGUCGAAUCUUUCCCGUUCUUCUCUCAUCUCGCCACCCGCUUCUGUCACAACUGUCACGCUCAAGAGUGGUUCAUGAAAGCCGGUGGCACAAUUGGAAUUGAGAUACUCAUAAACAGGUUGGGCUUGAGCAAAGCCUGGCUUGUCGAGCGCCAGUUAGAUCUCGUUAGAGCCCUGACGUUCGUUAUGAAAGACAUGCCACAAGACCUCACAGCGAAGACCAGGAUCAAAGCCCAGGAUCUACUCGAGCGACUUCUACGCCAAUGUAAUGAGGGUGCUUCCAAGGAAGACUUGAACGAACCUAAAUCAGUCUUAUAUCAGCUUACAUACACGCUUGUCCAUGACUUAUCUCACACGAACAAGCACGUUCGAUAUGGUACACGUACUUCACUAAGCACAUUAUCCGAAGUCACCGGGAUCCCGACGCAUGAACUUGUGGCUCCGGUAAAGAACCAAGUGCUGUUGCCGAUAUUUGCGAAACCCCUCCGUGCACUGCCUUUCGCUGUGCAGAUUGCUUAUAUCGACGCAAUUACCUACUGUCUCAAGCUUGAAAAUGGAAUACUGGAAUUCAACGAUCAGCUCACAAGGCUCCUCAUGGAGUCUCUCGCGCUCGCCGAUGCUGAAGACGAGAACCUCUCGCCGAAUAAGCCUCAGGAACAAAGAAAUGCUGAAUCAAUUAUCAAUCUUCGUGUCGCUUGUAUUCGAAUGCUUUCGACAGCACAGAGCCAAAAAGAAUUCAGUAUUACACCCCCAAAUCAGAGCUUUCUUCGGAUCAUAUCCGUGUUCUUCAAAGCCUUGUACUCAAAAAACAUGGAACUUAUAGAAGCUGCGAAUGAAGGCCUCAAGGGAGUCUUAGCAACCACAAACAAGUUACCAAAAGAUGUUCUUCAAAGCGGGCUGCGACCUAUACUGGUCAACUUACAGGAUCCGCGAAAAUUGAGCGUUGAGGGCUUAGACGGUCUAGCGCGCCUUCUGAAGCUGCUCACGACUUAUUUCAAGGUUGAGAUAGGGUCCCGACUACUGGAACACAUGAAGACAAUAGCGGAUACCACCACUUUGCAAAAGACGUCAUUUACACUCAUUGACCAGAACCGGUCGAUGAGGAUUGUGACCGCCAUUUUCAAUGUCUUCCAUCUGCUUCCUCCAGCUGCAAUCACAUUUCUUCCGCUGCUUGUAAAAAAGGUUGUGGAGCUGGAGACCGCCCUUCGACGUACACAUUAUAGUCCUUUCCGCGAACCGCUGUUGAAGUACCUGAACCAAUACCCAAAGGAGUCAAGAGAGUAUUUCUGUCCUUUAUUAAAGGACGUGGACCAGGGUCGGUUCUUUGCGCAGCUCCUACAGGACCCUGGUAGUUCGGGUAUAAGGGAAGAGGUUAUGAGCGAUACAGAAGCCUUCAUCAAAGCCAUGAGCGUCGAAGGAAGCCAGAAAGAGAAGUACGUGGCUUAUGUGAAUGCAAUUCAUGUCGUUCACUCCAUCUGUGGACACGAAGCAUCCAGUACUUGGCUUGUCGACAAUGCGAACCUACGCAAAGCGUUGUUGGAAGCAGCGAAAUUACUCGAAACGAACUUGCGACAGAAUGAAAUUGAUGCCGAUCUUCGUCUGGCCGUUGAACAGGCAGGCGAAUAUGUCAUUGAGAUUUUCAUCACGUACCUCUCACACGAGCCGAACAAUCUUGAUAUCUUCUUCGAACUCAUUGACGCAGUAACAUCCGAGAAACUCAAGAGCACCCCUUCGCUUUUCAGCUUCAUAUACACUCAGAUGAUAUCAAGUACUUCCAUCGAGUAUUGGAGACAAAUUGUCACUCGAUGUAUCGACCUUUACACCUCUAGGAAUACCUCACAGCGUACCAAGACCUUUACGUUCAAGUAUCUAGUCAACCCCAUCUUUGCUAUGGACAUCAUGCGCAAUUGGGACACAUUGUUUGGUUCGUCCAAAGGUACCAAGUUGAUGGACAAGGGGAUGAACGAUCUCAUCACCCACAAGUUGUGGGGCCACCAUGCAAUCACUGACCCGGCAGACGAAACAUCGCAAUUAGGAGUAGACCAUUCGAGAAUGGAACUUCUCCAGCUCAGCACUCUUCUCGUCAAAUAUCAUUCCAGCAUCGUAAACGACACUCGCAAGGUCGUGAUCAAAUUCGCUUGGGCGUACACGCAACGACUUGAAGACGUUAUUACGAAACAUGCUGCUUUUGUUCUAGUCUCGUUUUUUAUCGCCAUUUGGGACUGUCCUAUGAGAAUUGUCGUGCAAACUUAUAGAGACUCUCUUAAGGCACAUCAGAAUGAAGGCCGGACACUGGUCAUGCAGUCUUUGGAACUUCUUGCUCCUGUAUUGAAGAAACGCAUGAUGAGCACAGAUAACCAUAAGAUGCCCAUGUGGGCUCGAAUCGCACGCAAGACUCUCGCCGAUGAGACGUCGAACCUCCAACAGCUGAUGAGUAUCUUCCAUUUUCUCGUACGACAUGCAGACUUGUUCUAUGAAGCUAGAGAGCCAUUGGCUCAAAUCAUCGUCCCAGCUCUGAACAAAGUCGCAGCACCGCCGAACCCUUCAAAUGAUAACAAGAAGAUGGCUCUGAAUCUUAUCAAUUUAGUAUACCAAUGGGAAGAGAUGACCUGGACGAACUCAUCAGCUUCCUCGGAGCAUAUGUCAAACUCGCCCCAGGGUGUGAAGCGAAAGGCAGACGGGACCGUAUCUGAGACCCCGGCAAAGACGUAUGUUGCGAACACACAACUGCGCAUGGUCUUGAUUAAGUAUUUGGUCUCAUUCAUAGCGUACCUUCCGGAGAGGUAUCCCAUACCCUCUCUAGCAGUGAAAGAAAAGGACAAGAAAGAAGUGUCAACAUCGUUAUUGCACAGCGCAAGCAGUUCUGCUGACGUCUGUAAGAAGGGCUCGCAGCUCUUACGCGAUCUUCUACGAACAUGGAAAGACCUGGACUUGGAUCCGAUACUGACCAAGAAGAUCGAAGAGAUUCUGACGACAGACCGCAACCCCAAAGAGAAGGCCGAGGCAUAUUCUACGCGAAUCAUCAACACUCUACAGAUGCUCAAGAUAAUCGUCAAUGUCAAAGACGACGGCUGGGUCUUGCAGAGAAUAGCUCAGCUGCAAAGGAUCCUCGAGCGUUCAAUCCGAACAGAGCAUGCCGAUAGCCAAGCCGCGUUGCACUGCUCGGAAGAGAAUGAAGAUGGAACAAUCAACCUGAAAAGUCUUCUUGGAAGGAUACUCGAGGUCAUGCCAGAGUCCACCGUCGAUGACGAGGGUGCCAGUGAGGAGACUCCGUCAACGGAGUUCGUCAGUUUCCUCAGUAAUGUUGCUGCGGAAGGUCUAAAUAAUGGUAAUUAUGUCUCUGCGAUCAAUAUCCUCUGGACUUUGUGUCAAAAGAAGCCAGACGAGAUAGACCCACACAUCCAAAUGGUCAUGAAGGCUCUGCAAGGCAAGCUUGCCAAAGACCAUUUGAGCUCGCAGAUACCGACCGCCGGACAGCCUCCUUUACCACAACGUCCGGAUAGCGCCCAACCUCAAAUGGAGCCUCAUGAGGUAGAGAUUUUGACUGGUGUUGUUCUCAAGGUUAUCGACCUGCUUGCUGCACGAAUGAAUCAGCUGAGCGAACAACGUCGUCCCUAUCUGAGCGUACUGGCCUCACUCGUAGAGAGAUCACAGAGUCAUGCAGUUUGCAUGAAAAUUCUUGACCUCGUGGAGACCUGGGUCUUCAAAUCCUCCGACCCGGUGCCAACACUGAAGGAAAAGACUGCAGUUCUAACGAAGAUGCAGACCUUCGAGCAAAGACCCGACCAAACUCUCUUGGCUAGAUAUCUGAACCUCGUUAUUCGCAUCUACGAAGACCCGAAGAUCACUCGGUCUGAACUGACUGUCCGUAUGGAGCAUGCAUUCCUCAUAGGAACCAGGGCACAAGACGUAGAGAUGCGUAACCGAUUUUUAUCUAUUUUCGACCGCAGCCUUAGUCGUACUGCUAGCAGCCGAAUCAGCUAUGUCUUGACGUCACAGCAUUGGGAUACGCUGGCCGAGAGCUAUUGGCUCAGUCAGGUAAUUCAUCUCAUUGUGGGAUCCUUAGAGAUGAAUACACCUGCGCAGCUCCAUGCCGAGGACUUCCGAGGUACACCAGCAUCAUGGCUAGUCAAAGAUUACAGCAAAGACUCUAGACUAGAUGAUGUUAUGGUUGAUGACCAACUGGAAUCUUUGGUAGCCUCUCAGAGGCGAUUCUUGACCCAGAUCAGCGACGUCAAAGUCAGAGAUAUUUUCGAGCCAUUAGCGAACCUGCAACAUACGGAUUCGAAGCUUGCCCAUGAUGUCUGGGUUGCCCUCUUUCCUCUUUUCUGGUCAGCACUCAAUAAAGAUGACCAGACGGAUCUUGAGAAAGGCAUGCUGCAAUUAAUGACUAAAGAAUACCACGGCCGGCAAGUCGAUAAAAGACCGAAUUGCAUCCAAACAAUGUUAGAGGCUAUUGUUCGAACGAAGCCUCGCGUAAAGUUUCCCCCUCACAUUAUGAAGUACCUGGCAAAACAGUACAACGCAUGGUAUCCAUCAGCCGUGUAUAUGGAAGAGUGCGCCAUCACACCUCUCAUCGAUAAUAUGACAGUCAGAGAGAGUAACCUUGAUGCGCUCCUCGAAAUAUACGCAUCACUACAAGAAGACGACCUUUUCUACGGGACGUGGCGUAGAAGGAGCCAAUACAUUGAGACUACCGCUGCAGUUUCAUACGAACAAAGUGGUGUGUGGGACAAAGCUCAGACCUUAUACGAAGCUGCUCAGAUUAAGGCACGCACUGGCGCAAUGCCUUAUUCUGCCGGCGAGUACAUGCUAUGGGAGGACCACUGGGUUGUAUGUGCGCAGAAACUGCAACAAUGGGAGAUAUUGGGUGAGUUCGCGAAGCAUGAGAACUUCAGCGAUUUAUAUCUUGAAUCCAUGUAUCGACAUCUGGACGGCUGGACAAAUGCCGAGAACAGAGAACAGCUUGAUACUACCAUCAGGGGUCUCACGGACGCACCCACCCCUCGACGAGCAUUCUUCCAAGCUUUCAUGUCAUUGUUGAAAUUCCACAAUAAAACCGAGAAUCCUCAAGACUUCAAUCGUGUCUGUGACGAGGCGAUUCAAUUGUCCAUACGAAAAUGGCAUCAACUUCCCAAACGAAUCACCAACGCUCACAUUCCAAUCUUGCAGAAUUUCCAGCAACUUGUUGAGCUUCAUGACGCAAGUCUCAUUUCGACAAGCUUGUCGCUGACAACGCAAGCUAAUUUAGACACAAAGUCGACGGAGUUGAAGUUGCUCUUAGGAACAUGGCGAGACCGACUACCCAACUUCUGGGACGAUAUCAAUGCGUGGCAAGACCUAGUUACCUGGCGACAACAUAUCUUCCAGCUCAUCAACAACGUCUAUCUUCCACUACUUGGUCCUCAACAGGGAAACAAUGCGACAGGAAACUCCUUUGCGUAUCGAGGUUUCCACGAGACUGCCUGGAUUAUCAAUCGAUUUGCCCAUGUUGCCAGGAAGCACAAUCUUCCUGAUGUCUGCAUCAGCCAACUUAGCAAGAUCUAUACGCUCCCCAACAUCGAGAUCCAAGAAGCUUUCCUCAAGCUGCGAGAACAGGCCAAAUGCCACUAUCAGAACCGCUCCGAGCUAUCUAGUGGGCUUGACGUCAUCAACAAUACGAAUCUCAAUUACUUCACCCAACAACAGAAGGCAGAGUUUUAUACGUUGAAAGGAAUGUUCCUCGCCGAAUUAGAUCAAAAGCCUGAGGCGAAUGAUGCAUUUGGAAGCGCCCUCUACUUUGAUAUCAAAUUACCCAAAGCGUGGGCCGAGUGGGGACGUUACAAUGAUAACUUAUUCAAGAGUGACCCGACCGACCUCGACAAGGCAGCCUCAGCCAUCAGCUGUUAUCUCGAGGCUGCAGGUCAAUUCAAGAAUGCCAAGUCGCGGAAACUCCUCGGGCGCAUCCUAUGGCUUCUGAGCUUGGAUAACAGCGAUCACAAGCUCGUCAAUACAUUCGAGGAGUUUAAGGGCGAGACGCCGGUGUGGUAUUGGAUCACCUACAUCCCACAACUCCUUCUGGGCCUUUCCAGACCAGAGGCGAAAGUCUGCAGGAAUAUCCUCGGUAGACUGGCGAAGACUUACCCCCAGGCACUUUUCAGUCAUCUCCGUGUAAGUAGAGAAGAAUACCAAACUGCCAAAAAGCUCGAAGAAGAAAAGGAGAGGAAGGCGAAACAGGCUCAAGCUGCGGGAGCUCAGAACUCUCCAGCUGUGAAGCAGAGCUCCCCAGAACGUCCUCAAACUUCCGGCAGUGGCACGGGUCGGCCAAGCACUGCGAACGGCGAUGCGAAAGAGAACGGUGCCACAUCUAAUGCCAACGGCACUGCGACACAAAACGGCGAAAAGAAAGCUUUGGCAACGAAAACUACAGAUCAGACAGACACCCCGAAGAAGUCAUGGGACCAUGUCGAAGAAGUCUCCUCUAUAUUGAAGACUGCGUUCCCAUUGCUUGCACUCUCCCUGGAGACAAUGCUGGAUCAGAUUCAGAAGUUCUUCAAAUGCCCUCCAGACGAGGAUGCUUACCGACUCAUUGUUGCGUUAUUGAAUGACGGUUUGACUUAUGUUGGGCGAUCCCCAGGUUAUUACGCUCAAGAGCAGAAGUUGCCAGGGUCCACAGAAGCCAACAUCACGCGAUUCGUACAAUCGAUGCUACCAGUGCACAUCCGCAAAGCUUUCGAGGCUGAGUUUGUCACGAUCAAGCCAACCAUGUACGAGUAUAUCCACAGGCUUCGCAAAUGGCGCAAUAGAUUUGAGGAGAAGUUAGACCGACGGCCCGCGGUGAAAGAGCUCGAGUCUUACUCCCAGCAAUUGAGUGAUUUCAAAUUCGUAAAGUUUGAUGAGGUAGAGGUACCCGGUCAAUAUCUUCAGCAUCGCGACAAGAACCAGGAUUUCAUUCGUAUUGAACGAUUUCUCCCCGACGUGGACCAAGUCCGAGGCACUGGUCUCUGCUAUCGUAGAAUCAAAAUACGUGGUCACGACGGAAGCAUACACCCUUUUGCUGUUCAAUGCCCUGCUGCGCGGACAAGUCGAAGAGAGGAACGUAUCCUGCAGUUGUUCCGAAUCUUCAAUGUCGUGCUGUCCAAACGCAAGGAAAGUAGGAGGCGCAACCUCCAGUUCCAUCUACCACUCAUUGUACCCAUCACGGUCACGACGCGCCUCAUACAAGAUGACUCUUCGUAUGUCAACUUGCAGGUAGUAUUCGAAGAUUACUGCCGCCGCAACAAUAUCAACCGCGACGAUCCCGUUCUGUUCAACAUUGAGAAGCUCCGCGCCCUUGGAUCCAAUCUCAUCCAAAACCCGCCGCCUAACCACUCUAAUGUCGAUGCUAUUCGACAACAAAAUGCCGAGCGCGCCGCAACCAUCCGCCAUGAGACAUUUGUUGCUAUUCAAGACAAGUAUGUCCCGAACACGCUCCUCAUGGACUACUUCCGCGCUACAUACCCCAACUUUGACGACUAUUGGCUGUUCCGCCGAACCUUUAGCUACCAGCUCGCCGCACUCACAUUCAUGACCUACGUGAUGUUCAUGAACAUGCGCUAUCCUUCAAAGGUCACCAUAUCGCGCAGCACCGGCAAGAUCUGGGGCAACGAACUCGUUCCUGCGCUAGCCGUCUCAAAGCCGCUCUUCCACAACCCGGAGCCUGUGCCGUUCCGUCUGACGCCCAACAUACAGACUUUCAUGGGCCCGCUACCUACAGAAGGCAUUUUUGCGCCAGCAAUCAUGACCAUUGCACGCUGCUUGACGGAGCCCGAAGGCGAGCUAGAGAUGAUCCUGUCUAUCUUCAUCCGUGACGAAAUGCAUAACUGGAGCGUCAUCCAGAAGAGGCAAUUGUCAGAGGUCAGUAUGCGCGACGGAGUGGCGUUGAACACAAAUCAGGUGCACAAGCGCGCGAUGUUAUUACGCAAUCAUCCAGAAGCGCGCAACCUGCCGGCAAACCAGACGGUUGUGGAUCUUGUAGCGCAGGCAGUGGAUCCGAAGAAACUGAGCAUGGCCGAUCCGUUAUGGAUGCCAUAUCUUUAAGGGAGCAAGCAUCACGGAAGAGACGAUGAUGGUAGUAAGAGGUCUCUAUAUGUUUACCGGAGUUAUGGAGCGUAGGGUGGUUGGGUGGGUGUGCGGAUUGGCUGAGUGGAUGAGACCCCAUUGGGAACCCAAAAGAUUGUCUUUCCUCAUCUCAUUCGCCUUUUUCUUCUUGAUUCCCCCCGGAUUUCAAUCAUCUUUGUAACAAGGCGUUCUGUAGGCAGUGUGCUAAAUGGGGGCUCUUGUUACCUCCCUAUACCCCCCAAAGCGUAAUGAAGGAAGGAAGGAAGGAUAUUGCGGGAUCUUGUACUUGUAUCUUUUUUUUUUUGCUCACCUUUUUCUUCCCCACCUUUUUUUAGGUUUCUUUCCUGUGCUCAAAAAAAUCGUGGGGGCAUUUUGUAAGCGGGAUUUUCGUCAUAUCCACGUUUUCUGAACUCUUCUGUCUUGUU
Molecule: messenger RNA, 12236 nt
Organism: Pseudovirgaria hyperparasitica
Lineage: Eukaryota; Fungi; Ascomycota; Dothideomycetes; Acrospermales; Acrospermaceae
Exons: 2
Coding region: 319-11790 (3823 amino acids)
Biological process (GO): DNA repair; regulation of DNA-templated transcription
Cellular component (GO): SAGA complex; nucleus; NuA4 histone acetyltransferase complex
Molecular function (GO): protein binding; transcription coregulator activity
Source: RefSeq, a predicted model, not a curated record